CUCCUCAAAGUAGCUAAUUGCGAUCAAUUCCACCACCACCCAGUGGCCCUCCAUUUCCCCCUCCCUUCCGCACGUAACAUUUCUCUUCCCAUUGCUGCUUUUUUGAGGUGAUACUGACUAUCACCAGCACUUCACAUCUCUGCUCUCCUUGCCUCUAUCCGUGCUACUCCACGUAACAUGGAAUCAUCUAGUACACCCUUCCUCUCCCCGGGGGAACCCCGUUUGUCUUCAUCAUCAGAGGAUGGUUAUACCUACGACAAACAUCCAUCCAAAGCAAAGCCAUUGUGGCAGCGGCAGCCGUUCCUCGCUGUAUUUCACACCAUUGUAUACCCCCUUGCCGCCUGGGGCUUCAUAUCACUGUUCUCCUACAUCUUACCUUUCACAUCGACCCUGGAACCUACUUCACACCCUUCAGUGACCCCCGAUGUCUACCGCCCCGAGACCCUAUCCCCGGGUCUAAGCAUCUGCGACUGCGGCACCACCAUUAAAGAAGCCCUCCUUCUAAACUGCGUCUACGACUCCCUAGCCACAGCCUGGUUACCUCCCCACUGCCGGGACGCCGAAUUGACCGCCCUCUUUGACCAGGCUGGUCCCGGACCCAACGGGGAAUGGAGUUACUAUCUCGACGAGAACGGGACCGUCCCCCUCACCAACGAUGAAAUCGCUUUAUUAGGCGAAAGUGGAGGCUCGUUCUGGUCGACCCGAGAGUGGCACAUCGCCCAUUGCGUCUUCUACUGGCAAAAGUACUAUCGGAUGCGCGACACGGGGACAGUCAUGGAGGCAAGGUUUGGGAACCUAAGUCAUGUGGAGCAUUGUUCGCGACUUAUCAUGAGCCCAGUGCCCAAUCACUUCUUUUUGCUCUCGGUACCGGUCAUGAUGAAUUCGAGUGCGGAGCAUGAGAAGCCGUCGAGGCUUUCUCGGCCUAGUGAGGGUCAUACAUAG
This is a messenger RNA of Aspergillus sclerotioniger CBS 115572, 942 nucleotides long. RefSeq lists its product as uncharacterized. NCBI's taxonomy places the organism in Eukaryota, Fungi, Ascomycota, Eurotiomycetes, Eurotiales, Aspergillaceae. The coding region runs from base 178 to 942 and encodes 254 amino acids. The transcript has a single exon. The record is from RefSeq and is a predicted model, not a curated record.